Messenger RNA from Malassezia restricta, 594 nucleotides. Its product is annotated as pre-rRNA-processing protein TSR2. The transcript has a single exon. The coding region runs from base 1 to 594 and encodes 197 amino acids. Gene Ontology annotation, cellular component: nucleus. NCBI's taxonomy places the organism in Eukaryota, Fungi, Basidiomycota, Malasseziomycetes, Malasseziales, Malasseziaceae. Gene Ontology annotation, biological process: maturation of SSU-rRNA from tricistronic rRNA transcript (SSU-rRNA, 5.8S rRNA, LSU-rRNA). The record is from RefSeq and is a predicted model, not a curated record.
AUGGCCGCCGCUCCUCCGCCUGCGGCGGUCCACGACGCCCACGAGGCCGUGGACACGCCCACGAAAGAGCAACUGCAAUUCGCACGCAGCGUAUACAUUCUCUUGCAGCUGUGGCCGGCGCUGCGGCAGGCUGUGCAGGAGCAGUGGGGCGGAGAAUUCUCGGAAGAGAAGCGCGCCUUUUUACUGUCGCAUUUGUGCGACGAAUACGGCAAUCACGGAGCGCGCACGAGACCGGAUCUGGAUGACUUGACCGAGCUCAUAGAGAGCUAUGUGAUGGAGGAAUUCGACUGUGAGCUGGAGGACGAUAGCGCGGCGCUCAUGGCGGGGCAUAUUUGCCUAGUACACACGGGCAUCUUUCUCGAGGACAAAGGCGAUACCAUCCUGGCCGAGCUCGAGUCGACCUUGUCACGCACAGGCGCCAAGGCCCAGCGCGCGGAGGUGCAGGACGGCUUUGACAUGAUCGACGACCACGAGGCCUCUGACGACGAGCGCCCUGCGCAGCCAAGCGCGCGUCCCGCUGAACCCGCGCCGAAGCAGGAGCGCAUCGUGGACGAGGAUGGCUUUGAAAUGGUCCAGCCGCGCCGGCGUACGUAG